GAGUAUGAUAUCAUCAGGGGACAGUUAGACGGGCUGACUCUAGUUGUGAUGGACGUGCCCGCCGCUGCGGGUGUAGACGGAGACGGUGUUUGGCACUAGCCGGGGACAGACAUGGCUCUGAGACGUAAAGGUUUAGACUCUCAGGUAGUCGUCAUAGGAUGCGGGAUAUCCGGCGUGGCGGCGGCGCAGAGACUUGUUAAACACGGGUUUCGAAAUGUGCGGGUCUUGGAGGCGACGGGCCGAAGCGGAGGACGGAUCAAGACCGGCAGCUUAGGUGAUAAAAUAAUUGAAAUAGGUGCCAAUUGGAUCCAUGGUCCAUCUGAAGACAACCCGGUCUUUUGUCUGUCCCGUCAGUAUGGCCUACUGGAACCAGCGGCUCUUACUGCAGAAAACCAGGCCAUGGAUAUCAAAGGACACCCGCCCUGGGUCCCCGGCUGGUUCAGUAGUUCAGGUAAGAAACUCCGGGCUGAGGACACGUACCCCGCGGUGAGUAUGUUUGCUGAGCUGCUGGACGAAAGCGCCGAGUUCCACAGUCGGGGUGGAGAACCGCGGGCCAGUGUCGGAGACUUCAUACGGGCAGAGGUAAGAACUAACUGCAAGCUUUCAGAGGCGCUGAAGCGAGUGGCAGAGGAAUGGAAGGACGAGGAGGCCUCCACGAGGGCCAUGCGGCUGUGUGUGGUCAGUAACAUGUUGAAGGUGGAGUGCUGUGUUAACGGAACACACACAAUGGACCAGGUGGGACUAGGAGCCUUUGGCCUGUACAGAACCCUCCCCGGACUCGACUGCACGUUCCCCGGGGGCUAUGAAGGCCUAAUCCAGAACUUAAUGUCCGAGCUCCCCCAGGGCUUAGUGGCCUACAGGCAACCUGUGAGCUGCAUUCACUGGAGCGACACCGAAGGGGACAACGAGCCCGUGGUUGUUGAGUGUGAAGACGGACAGAAGAUCACCGCCGACCAUGUUGUCGUCACUGUGCCUCUAGGUUACCUGAAGAAGCACCGUGCGAAGCUGUUCCGGCCUCCUCUCCCGCUGCACAAGUUGCACUCGAUACAAAGAAUGGGCUUCGGAACGAACAACAAGAUAUUUGUGGAGUUUGAUUCCCCGUGGUGGGAUAUGGACUGUGAGGUCAUUUACCUGGUGUGGGAAGACGAGGAGAACCUUGUGGACCAGGUGGCGGAUAUAAAGAGGUCCUGGAUAAAGAAAUUGUUCGGGUUCACGGUCCUCAAACCUGCUGAAAGGUACGGUCACGUUCUGUGCGGCUGGAUUGCUGGUCGUGAGGCCGAGCACAUGGAGACGCUGCCCGAACAGGAAGUUGCACAGUCUAUAGCACAGCUUAUCCGCAGGUUCACAGGGAACCCGACCAUUACGCCACGGAAAGUUCUGCGCUCCCAGUGGUUCCACGACCCCUGGACCUGUGGAUCCUAUACUUACCCGGCGAGAGGCUGCUCAGCACAGGACCUGAACAACUUAAUGGAACCACUGCCUUCGAAAGGGACCCAGUCUCGGCCCUUGCAGGUGUUGUUUGCUGGAGAGGCCACUCAUCCGUGCUACUACUCCACUGUCCACGGAGCUCUUCUGUCUGGCUGGAGGGAGGCUGACAGACUCAUUUCUCACUACUCCUCCUCGGGUCCGGCGGAGAUACCAAGACCGAAGUUAUAAACACGGUUUCUUCCCCAAUUUUUAACCAAGUUGUGCAGAGAUUGUUAUAAAAUCUAUGAAUGUAAGUUUUUGUUUCCACCCCAGAUAUUCUGGCAGUGACAAGAAAAUGUCUCGUGUUUUGCCUUCUUAAUUGUAAUGUCCUGUUUCGGAGCAGAAUUAUCUUUUAUGAAUUUUUCUAUCAGCCGUUUCUUCAAAUCACGACGCAAUCAACAAAGCGCCCGAGUUCACGAACAACAAAAAGCGUGGCCCCGAUUACAUCUGAUUGUUACUCGGUGCAUUAUUAUAUUGUUUUUGGAUUUUCAUCAAACAGUGCCUCAAGUUGAUGUGUGGUAGAAAGAAACCGCAGAGACGCCUUAUUGCAGGCAGGGCACAACACAGGCCUGGAGUGUGGCCUCUGUUGGAAACCCACCCCAGCUUCCGGGGGCAGCGCUGCUGCUGAGCUGUUGUUGGGUCCUGUCUGUAACACACAUGCCAUAAUUCAACAACAACGGGGGGGGGGGGGGGGUCUUAAUGCACUAAAUUCCCUGUGUGUGCACACGCGCGUGUCUAUUGUGUUUGUAUAUUGUGGUUUCCCUGUGUUUGAUAACGAUGGAAAAGGGGAAGAUUUGGCUUCCUGAACUCUUGGGUUUUGGGCUGCUGAUCACGAAAAUCGCCUUAACAUUUUAUUUUCUAUUGCAUACCGUUUUGUUGAUAUAACCUAUUUCUGUGAUUUCCUGCCACCCCCCCCCUUUUUACCCCCCCCCCUCCCCUUUAAUUGCGUCCAGUCAGUUACCCCACUCUGCCGAACCGGGGAGGGCUGCAGACUACCACAUGCCUCCUCCGACACACGUGGAGUCGCAUCUUUUCACCUGACGGUGCGGAGUUUCGCCAGGGGGACGUAGCGCGUGAGAGGAUCGCGCUAUCCCCUCACCCCCGAACAAGGCUCCCCGACUGACCAGAGGAGGCGCUAGUGCAGCGACCAGUGCCGCCUCUUCAUGUAAAACUGGGAUUGAUGAAAAUGUUGUGGAAGCAAGGAGGAGAGAGGGCGGUGGGUUUCACUAUCCGGGACAGGUGUUUCCAAGAACAACUGAUGCCAAGAUGAAGGAAGGCCUUUUUGUUGGUCCACAGAUCAGACAGGUCCUCAAUGACCGGGAGUUAGAAGAUCUGCUGGUGGGGCAGAGAGAACAGCGUGGAAGGCAUUUAAGGAUGUUGUUGAGAAUUUCCAGUACAGGGCACCAAACUACACUGAGCUGCUUGACAACAUGCUUACAACAUACAAACCAUGAUGUGCAACACCCUCUGCAUUCACACUGCACUCCUUCCCUGCACGGUGAUCUCGGUGCAGUCAGUGAUGAACAUGGUGAAAGGUUUCACCAGGACACGGCGGCCAUGGAAAAGAGGCAUCAGGGCAACUGGGAUCCAUCAGUGCUGGACCACUAUUGUUGGGACACUGACACGAGAGGCACCAGAUGCUGAGUACAGACGAAGAUCAGCUGCAAAACCUUUUAAGCUCAGUUGAGCUAACACAAUGUGUCAGCAUCAUUAUGCGAUUAAACAUGUUAAAUUAUUUUUGUUGUUGU
Lampris incognitus (smalleye Pacific opah) is the source of this 3215-nucleotide messenger RNA. It is a transcript of the gene paox, whose product is annotated as polyamine oxidase. The record is from RefSeq and is a predicted model, not a curated record. Bases 112 to 1656 code for a protein of 514 amino acids. The transcript is spliced from 10 exons. NCBI's taxonomy places the organism in Eukaryota, Metazoa, Chordata, Actinopteri, Lampriformes, Lampridae. Gene Ontology annotation, molecular function: polyamine oxidase activity.